UCUAACUUUGAACCGUCUAAACUUUCUUACCGCCCCAAUUUCCUCCUCUUCCCCCCCACAAGACCAUCAUCAGACCCCUCAACAUAUAUCAACCUCUCGCUAGCCUCUCUAGGCCAUCUUAGCAGAAGCAGAAGGACCUUUUAAAGAGAAACGAGUCCAUAAAAAUACCCAUAAAUUUGAUCCAUCCCUCUUGUACUUACUAUCCCGCCAACACAUUCGCGCGCUCGCGGCAUAGUAAUCAUGUCAUCGUCCAUCAACGUCAAGCCAACCCUGAAGCUUGAUACCUCGCAACAAAUGCCUCCUCCGUCGAAUCCAGAUGGUCCCCGACCAAUCCUAAAAGUGAACACAGCAUCGCGACAGUCUUCAUUUAGUGGCGAUGUCGGCACUCCCACUCCGUCUAGUGAGAGUCGUAAGAUCAAGAUUAGGCUCUCAUCACAACCCACCACGCCUGCCGCUACCUCUGCCGGCCUUACCCCCGUUAUCACCAAAUCCAAAGCUGGAAGAACUUCGAAGCCAACUGCGAAGCUCAUUGAAUCUAAGAAGCGUGGAUAUGAUAGCGACGAAGAUCAACCAUUAUCGAGUCGGCCCAGCAAGAUGAUAAAAAUUAAACCAAAUGUCACCAAACGCUCAUCCGUUCAUUCCUAUGGCGUAUCAACUCCUGUCAGUUCCAUCAAGUUCAAACCUAGAGGAGAACCCGUUGAGCACAACCCUGGUGAGGCCUACGACUCUGAAGCUAGCGACCGCGAACCCGAUCCUAUUCGAGAAACCGCCUUUAUACUCCGUGUCCUUCCUGGCCCUUCCACAGAAUAUCUACGGAAGGCGUUGUCCGAGGGCGCUAUUGGUAUACCCAAACAGAACGGAGGGGCUGAUUUCAAUGUACAAUUUAUCGACGCUAAGGAGCGACGAGCACUCGUAACCAUUGAUGGAAAAUUUUACGCGGCAGUCUUGGUUCAUCUACCGACUGUCACCGAAGCGAUGAAGUCUUGGGAUCGCAAGAAUAUGAUGAAGAACUCCAACAUUACCGAAAUGCUUCUAUGUUUCCAGGAAGUCCAGAACGAACUCGAGGCUAAAACGGUGCCGCUUCCACCCAUGGUCGUUAAGAACGAGCAUAGGUGGCCUCAUGGCCUUACUCCUCCAAUGCACGACGCUGUUCACCGACGAUUUCGAAAGACGGUAUCAGAAAAGCAAUGGCAGGCCGCUGCUAUGGAAGCCGCGAGGCUGGCCGAAGAGGAUGCAGCCGCUAUUGAGACUCAUUAUGAGACUCUGAUUGGCGAGAACGAUGAUCCAGAUACGGAGGACGAAAGAGACGCGUAUGAGGGCAGGUACGGCGACGAGGACGAGGUGUCUUCUCGGAGGGAGCGCCAGAUCAAAGAUGAGGGUCAGGACGAAGACCAAGACGCUGAUGGCGAAGUUGACCAAGACUACUUCGAAAAUCAGCCAGGCAUGCAAAAUGACAACGCAGAAGAUGCCGAAUAUGAUGCCGAAAUGUUAGCUGCCAUGGAAGCCGAGCUUGCUGAAGACGCAAUGGAAUUUGACGAGUCUGUCGCUGCAACACCAAACAUCCCACUAGAAGCAGCAAAUCAGAUGAUGGUCGAUGCCGAUACUCCAGCAGGGAUGGCGGAGAUCAUAUCAGAGGAGGAUGAAGACGACGACGACGAUGACGACGAUGACAUGGAAGAUGGAGACGAGGAAGUCGACGAAGAGCAGUUAGUUGCCGAAAGAGAACGCAAGGAGAAAUUGGAUGAGAUCGAACAUCUCAAGAAAGGGCUGGACGAAAUUGAAACCCAACUUGCAGGAACUGCGGCCCCGAUCCUGCGGAAACGAAUUCUGUCCAGACGAGAUAAUCUCAGAAGAGAGAUUGCUGUGAAAAGAGCUGCUCUUGGCUUAGAAGCAGAUGAUUAGGAUACAGGAGUGCGAAAUGUACCAAAAGCCUAGCAAGAACCAAGGUGGUGGUGGUGGUGGUGGUGGUGG
Molecule: messenger RNA, 1971 nt
Organism: Hypoxylon fragiforme
Lineage: Eukaryota; Fungi; Ascomycota; Sordariomycetes; Xylariales; Hypoxylaceae
Product: TAFII55 protein conserved region-domain-containing protein
Exons: 1
Coding region: 241-1902 (553 amino acids)
Biological process (GO): transcription initiation at RNA polymerase II promoter; RNA polymerase II preinitiation complex assembly
Cellular component (GO): transcription factor TFIID complex
Molecular function (GO): RNA polymerase II general transcription initiation factor activity
Source: RefSeq, a predicted model, not a curated record